UCAAUGUACGUGUUACUACCAUGGAUGCAGAGCUAGAGUUUGCCAUUCAACCAAGUACAACUGGCAAGCAACUCUUUGAUCAGGUUGUAAAAACUGUUGGUCUCCGAGAAGUGUGGUUCUUUGGCCUGCAGUAUAUAGACAGCAAAGGAUAUACCACGUGGCUGAAGCUAAACAAAAAGGUUACUCAGCAGGAUGUACGAAAAGAGAGUCCUCUACAAUUUAAGUUUAGGGCAAAGUUCUUUCCAGAAGAUGUGUCUGAGGAGCUGAUCCAGGAGAUAACGCAACGUUUAUUCUUCUUGCAAGUGAAAGAGGGUAUUCUUAAUGAUGAAAUCUACUGUCCACCAGAAACUGCAGUCCUGCUUGCUUCUUAUGCUGUGCAGGCUAAAUAUGGCGAUUUCAACAAAGAGGUUCACAAAUCGGGCUACCUAGCUAGUGAUCGGCUUCUUCCCCAGCGUGUCUUAGAACAACAUAAGUUGACGAAAGAGCAGUGGGAAGAAAGAAUACAGACUUGGCAUGAAGAACACAGAGGAAUGCUGAGGGAAGAUUCAAUGAUGGAAUACCUGAAGAUUGCUCAAGAUCUUGAAAUGUAUGGUGUCAAUUACUUUGAAAUCAAGAACAAAAAGGGAACAGAGUUAUGGCUGGGUGUCGAUGCUCUUGGACUUAACAUCUAUGAACAUGAUGACAAAUUAACACCAAAAAUUGGGUUCCCUUGGAGUGAAAUAAGAAACAUCUCUUUUAAUGACAAAAAGUUUGUCAUUAAACCAAUUGAUAAGAAAGCUCCAGAUUUUGUAUUUUAUGCCCCACGCCUGCGAAUCAAUAAAAGAAUUCUAGCACUCUGUAUGGGAAAUCAUGAACUCUAUAUGCGAAGAAGAAAACCUGACACUAUUGAAGUACAGCAAAUGAAGGCACAGGCCAGAGAAGAAAAACAUCAGAAACAAUUAGAAAGGUAA
Messenger RNA from Rhincodon typus (whale shark), 950 nucleotides. RefSeq names its product radixin. Gene Ontology annotation, molecular function: actin binding; cell adhesion molecule binding. The transcript is spliced from 7 exons. Lineage: Eukaryota; Metazoa; Chordata; Chondrichthyes; Orectolobiformes; Rhincodontidae. Gene Ontology annotation, cellular component: plasma membrane; cytoskeleton; adherens junction. The record is from RefSeq and is a predicted model, not a curated record. Gene Ontology annotation, biological process: positive regulation of early endosome to late endosome transport; regulation of cell shape; positive regulation of protein localization to early endosome. The coding region runs from base 21 to 950 and encodes 309 amino acids.